Messenger RNA from Xenopus laevis (African clawed frog), 4305 nucleotides. RefSeq names its product v-rel avian reticuloendotheliosis viral oncogene homolog B L homeolog (gene relb.L). Gene Ontology annotation, biological process: non-canonical NF-kappaB signal transduction; regulation of DNA-templated transcription; innate immune response. The coding region runs from base 439 to 1941 and encodes 500 amino acids. The record is from RefSeq and is a predicted model, not a curated record. Gene Ontology annotation, molecular function: RNA polymerase II cis-regulatory region sequence-specific DNA binding; DNA-binding transcription factor activity, RNA polymerase II-specific; DNA-binding transcription factor activity. The transcript is spliced from 11 exons. Gene Ontology annotation, cellular component: cytoplasm; nucleus; cytosol. Lineage: Eukaryota; Metazoa; Chordata; Amphibia; Anura; Pipidae.
UUAGGUCCCUUCCCCACGCCUUGACGCUAUUAACAUAGACGUUUUGCCGAAGUUUCGUGUCGCAGCCCUCCAACAUCCAUACAUAGGAAACAGCUAUGAGGUCCUUUCACUGAACUUGAUCGCCAUAACAACCAUCUUUCUGGGCGUGUCGUCACUGUAAUGGGGGAAGUCACGUGUGAUUACAGGCAGUGACAAGGGGAUUUCCUUCGGCCCAGUAGACGUGACGUUGUAGGAGACUUGUAACCAAUCGGAAGAGCGGAGCGGGGGAAUUCCAGACUGGAAAGCGAGCUCCGGGAUAGUGGCUGGCUGGGUAGUUGGAGUACUUUCGUGGUUCAGGGUGUGUGUGUAAGAGCUGCCAAGCCACUCGGAUGUUUAGGCUUCACAUACAAAUGUUACAUUUCGCAGCUUUUAAUUACGGCUUUGGAUAUAGCAGACACAAUGAGAGAACAGGGGCGGGAAGGGUCUCCUUUUUUGUCUCAGCAACUUGGAACAACAAUUGAAGAUGUGAUGGAUCUUAUUAAUUCUGACCCGGAUGUAAAUUCUUCGUCUUCCGUGUUUGUGUGUGAGGAAACCCCUUCUGAUAUCCUCAGUACUGUAACGGUUUCACAUUAUGUGCCCCAUGAGCAAUGCCCAUCCACAUCCUGGGCCCCUCAGCGAGAAGGUCCAAAUCCAGAAUUAAAAAUCACUGAGCAACCAAAACAGAGAGGUAUGCGCUUCCGUUACCAGUGUGAGGGGAGAUCUGCUGGAAGUAUACUUGGGGAGAAAAGCACAGAGCACAAUAAGACCCUUCCUGAGAUUGAGAUCAUCAACUGUGAUGGACUUGAAGAAAUCGUUGUCAUUGUGUGUCUUGUCUGGAGAGAUUCUCCUCAUCGCGUGCACCCCCAUGGCCUUGUAGGUAAAGACUGUCAUAAUGGCAUCUGUCAGGUCACCCUGAAUCCUCAGAAUGGAGUAGCAAAGCACAGUUUCAGUAAUCUUGGCAUUCAGUGUGUGCGAAAAAAGGAAAUUGACUCGGCAGUAAAUGAACGGCUGAAAUUAAAUAUAGAUCCUUUUAAAGCUGGGAAAUGGCGCCUCCAUGAAGAAGUAGAUUUAAACGUGGUCAGGCUCUGCUUCCAGGCCUCCUGUACUGGGCCACGGUUUCGCUUUGACAUUCCCCCUGUGCUUUCUGAACCAAUAUAUGACAAGAAAUCUACAAAUACAUCAGAGCUGAAGAUUUCUCGCAUUAACAAAGAAUAUGGAUGGUGUGAAGGGGGCGAGGAGGUCUAUAUCCUGUGUGAUAAGGUUCAGAAAGAGGAUAUCCAGGUAAUAUUUGGAGAAGAUAAUUGGGAGGCUCAAGCUGAUUUCUCACAGGCAGAUGUGCACAGGCAAAUAGCAAUUGUGCUAAAGACACCGCGGUAUCAUGAUCUGCAUAUCACAGAACCAGCUUGUGUGAGUGUGUUCCUGCAGAGAAGUACAGAUGGCAUACGCAGUGAAGGGAUGCCAUUUGUCUACAUGCCAAGAGUUAAAGAUCCCAACGGUGUGCACUCUAAGAGGAAACAUCGGGACUGUUCACUCAGUGAUAUAGGAAAUCCUGAUCCACAUGGGAUUGAAAUGAAGAGAAGAAAAGUAAGACCCAGUUAUGCAGAUCAUUUAAUCCCCUCUUACUCAGAUUUUACUGUACCGCUCAUUGAUUCCAUGAACUGUAAUGAAGGUUACCAUGGGCUUCCUCUGAUGGGUACCGAUGAAGGUGAAGAAAACUUUCUCAGUGAGGACACUGCAAAUUUUUCAGAACUCCUGGCACAUGAGCCUUACACCAACAACUUUUUGAAUGUUUAUUCUGAUCAAUUUCUGACAGAUCAGGUGAAUGGAGUCACAGCUCAUCUUGUGGGUUCCAGCCUUGCUUUAACCGAUGAAGAACAACAUUUACCAGACUGUGCUUUUAAUGAUACUGGUUGCCGGAGAUAACAGUAUAUUUAGAUAGGUCCUCUGUGAUGGACUCCAAUAUUUUAAUCUGCUUUCAGCACUUGAAGUACAAGCUCACUUCAAUUUGUGUGUGUAUAUAUAUAUAUAUAUAUAUAUAUAUAUAUAUAUAUAUAUAUAUAUAUAUAUAUAUAUAUAUAUAUAUAUAUAUAUAUAUAUUAGAAUGUAAGAAAGCUUUCUGUGCUGGGAAACAUAAGUAAUUUUUGGUGUUAGAGGGAGGAUAAAACACAGUGAUCUAAAGAUUUCUAGCAUUAAGUCUUAAAAUUCCAUUGCUGACAACCUGGCAAAAUGAUCACAACCGAAGAGGUCCAUGUCUCAGCAACAUGGAAUGAAGUUCAGAAACUAGAGACACUGAAGAAACCACUAUAUACUUGGAAUUCUAAAAAACAAAUACCACUUUUUGUAUGAAAAACAAUAAUGGACCAAAAAAUGUUCUAGGUUGUAAAGAAUAUUUGAGAGGCUCUUUUAAUGGACGAGAGGAGUUUAGGAAGCAGUAGCACUGGUUUGUCAGGCACCAGCACCCACCAAAAAAGAUAGAAGAAAACGCUUGACGUGUGAUAUAGUGGGCAGUAUAGGUGGUUGUUUCAACCUGUCCUUUUUACAAACCUAAUGUUAAGACAUCCCAAGGCACUAGAUCUGUAUGUACAGAGAUAUAUAUAUAUAUAUAAUAAAGACAGUUUGGUGUGUAUAGGUGAACAUAUGGUAUAGAACAGAGAGGGUGUAGUUAUUGCACUAGCUUAUGAUGUCAAAAUUUAAUAUUUGCAGUUAAAAGGAUUUAUUACAUUCUAUACACUAAAACACAUUAUAAACUCUAUAAUCUUAUCACUAUUUUAUUAAUUGAGACGGUCGCUAAAAACAAAAUCCCUCCUGCUUUGAUACUUUUAAAAUAAGUGGAAUAGUUAAACUGAUGCCUGUUGUCAAUAGCUAAUGAGCAGCUUGAUGGGUUCUUCUUGCAGUAUAGGGAAUCUGAUCAAGGGCAGGGGUUUGUUGGCACCAGAACUUUUGCUUUCAGCACCUGAGACUCACAACAGAGGUGCUGGGUGCAGGAGAGACCACAGGCUAACCUGCAAGGGCCAUGUGCCCCAAACUCAGGUUGCACUGUAAUCAGGCUUAUCCCAUGACGCUUAAAUAGUAGUUGGGCCUGUUCCAGGAAGACUUGGUAUGCUUCUGGCCCUGAACAGUUAAUGUGUAGUGAAGCAACUCCAUUCCCAGGGGCUAGGGCCCAUACAUGAAGCUCAUGGUGACCUUCAGGGCCACAAAGUAUCUCUAGGUCUUUCUUGAGUCCACAUAGAUCAAAGCAAGGUGGCACAGCCUGAAGUAAAAUGCAUGCAUUCUCCACCAUGCUGGAGUAUACUGAAGUAAUAAGGAUAGCAACAGAAACCAAGCAAAGGGCAGGGUCCAUGUAGUGCAGAACAGGACUGUCCUUGUCUGUGAGGUGGAGAGAGAGGCUGCUUGCCAGAAGGAGAGAUGAAGGUGUUAAAAAAGACAGAAGGCGCAAGAUCAACAGCCAUCUUCUUUUUGUCCCUCCUGUUAGUUUUGAGCCAGUUUCUGUGUGAAGACAUAGAGCAAUAUGUAUUUGUACUGGUUAAUGACAUAUAAAAGUUUGCUUGCAUAUACAUAGCAGCCGUGUUCAUUUCUCCAUUCCUGGAUUUAUUGGAAAUGGAGUGUAAUUAAUGAAUUGAUUACUCAAAACCAUUUCUAACAAUGGUCUUUAUUGUAGGUAGAGUUUACAGAUAAAUAAUACUAUAGUUGAGAUAGUAAGCCUGGUAUUGUCUAAAAUAACCAUGUCAAUCUAUGAAAACUAUUAAGCCCGUUGAGCUGUGACAAUGGCUAGCCAUGAUUAUAGGUUUCUGUGUAUAUUUGCUGCAUUUACACUGCAUUGGUAUGUGUAUAUAAAACAGAUGGAAUGGUGAAAUUAAGUUUCCUUAACCAAAUCUAAGUUGGAGAAUUUCAGGCUUGACAUUGAAAGCUGAAAUUGAAAGCUUAAUAGUAUAGUAGAACUGGGCUGUAAACAAGUGAACUUGCAUAAAGGCACUUGGUAUGGUAUGAGAGCUAAGUACUGCCAUACAAUUAGUUUAUUUAUAAUGCAGUAGGCAUAUUCAGCACUUUUUUUGUACAACAUUUGGAGGAUAGAGUAAAAAAGGAUAUAUAAAUUCUACUACAUUUUAUGACAAGACUGAUAGUAUCUCUUUCAGGGGUGUCCAACCUGAGACCCACUAUCUAAUUUUCCAGCAUCCCAUUCCCCUUUAAAAGGUCAUCCCUGAUUUAGAACAUGCAGUUAAAGGAACACUUCACCAUGUUAUUCUCCAUGACCCAUGUAAUUCAUAAUAAAUAUAAAAAGAAUCAAAA